Neoarthrinium moseri is the source of this 345-nucleotide messenger RNA. RefSeq lists its product as uncharacterized. Gene Ontology annotation, cellular component: transcription factor TFIIA complex. The transcript is spliced from 3 exons. The record is from RefSeq and is a predicted model, not a curated record. Gene Ontology annotation, molecular function: RNA polymerase II general transcription initiation factor activity; TBP-class protein binding. Gene Ontology annotation, biological process: RNA polymerase II preinitiation complex assembly; transcription initiation at RNA polymerase II promoter. Lineage: Eukaryota; Fungi; Ascomycota; Sordariomycetes; Amphisphaeriales; Apiosporaceae. Bases 1 to 345 code for a protein of 114 amino acids.
AUGGCAUCCGGUCCGCAGAGCUUCUACGAGCUGUAUCGCCGUAGCAGCGUAGGCACCGCCUUGACGGACACCCUCGAUGACCUCAUCCAGGACCACCGCAUCGACCCCCAGCUUGCGAUGAAGAUUCUUGCCAAUUUUGACCGGGCCAUCACGGAAGUCUUGCAGGACAAGGUCCGCUCGCGGCUGACGUUCAAGGGAAGCUUGGACACGUACCGAUUCUGCGAUGAGGUCUGGACCUUCCAGCUGAAGAAUGUGGCGUUCAAGAUGGACAACGGCCAGCACACGGUACAAGCCGACAAGGUCAAGAUCGUGUCUUGCACUGCCAAGCCUCAGGGAACGACUUAA